Messenger RNA from Myzus persicae (green peach aphid), 1156 nucleotides. RefSeq names its product suppressor of tumorigenicity 14 protein homolog. Gene Ontology annotation, molecular function: protein binding; serine-type endopeptidase activity. Gene Ontology annotation, biological process: proteolysis. The record is from RefSeq and is a predicted model, not a curated record. The transcript is spliced from 9 exons. The annotation marks the transcript as partial. Lineage: Eukaryota; Metazoa; Arthropoda; Insecta; Hemiptera; Aphididae.
CCGGCAUACCAGCAUCUUGAUAUACCAGUGUACAUGUUAUAGAAGACCCGCUAGUAUGUGUCUAAUGUUGUAAAGUUGUGUGAUAAUAUUUGGUAUUAUCGUCUAGCUGUUACAUAGUGUUAUCAUGUUAUAUGAAUUUUAAAAUUUAUCAAUUGUCUACAUAUUCUCAGUGUUUAAUUAAGCUCAACCUUGGCAAUGGAAGUGACGUAUUUCUGGAUACUUUAUUCAUGUUUAAUUUUCGGAUCCGGCAUUUUGUGUGACAGGAGACUCAAGAGACGACAAGCUGUAUCAUCUUGUUCAGUAAACACUGAAGAUAAUUUUUUUUGUUCAAAUGGACCGUGCAUCGAAUGGUCGUGGGUUUGUGAUGGCCAUAUGGAUUGUUCAGAUGGUUCAGACGAGACCAAAGAGUUGUGUGCUCGAUACGAGUAUGGAAACAAUGUGACCAUGGAUUGUGGUAGAGUAAAUAUAAAAAGCCAAGUAAUAUUCGAAGAAGGUAAGAAUAAAGCAACAGUUGGAACAACACCUUGGUUUGCUGCAAUAUUUAAAUUAAAUAAAACGAAUUCAAAUUAUUACCUUGAUAGUGUAGGAUCAAUUAUUGCUCCAAAUGUAGUCAUAUCCGCGGCUUCAUCUUUUUGGCAUAAAGGUAUGUUAUCUAAGAGAAUAUCAAUAAAAGAUGGUCAAUACAAAAUUACUGUCGGAAAAUAUGAUAAAAGUUUUACUGAUAUUGACAAUGACUUUAUUCAAAUAAUAGAUGUAGAAACGAUUUACCUGUCUGAAGGUUAUGAUGUAGAUGAGAAUGGGGUCCAUUCUGAAGAUAUAUCUGUUAUUAUAUUAGCAAACAAAAUUUCAUUUAGUAAUGGUAUUGCACCUGUUUGUAUCGAUUGGUAUAGUAAAUAUAAUAAUAUACAGAGUGGAGCUGAAGGAAAGAUUAGUCUUUGGGGAGACACGAAAAAUGGCACAGAAAAAUCUAUUUUAGUAGAAAGAUUGUUUCCAUACAUUAACCCAAGUACUUGUCGAAAAUUGUAUUAUGAUGAUCAGUAUGUGACUUCCGAUAAGUUUUGUGCCGGUUCUGUAUUGGGACCACCGGUAGAUGAUGAUAGUUAUGGAGCAGGCAUAAGCUAUUUACACUCUAAUUCAUAUUUUUUAACCGGAGUAC